Molecule: messenger RNA, 1112 nt
Organism: Salvelinus namaycush (lake trout)
Lineage: Eukaryota; Metazoa; Chordata; Actinopteri; Salmoniformes; Salmonidae
Product: tolloid-like protein 1
Exons: 4
Coding region: 93-629 (178 amino acids)
Biological process (GO): proteolysis
Molecular function (GO): metalloendopeptidase activity; zinc ion binding
Source: RefSeq, a predicted model, not a curated record
UGUGUGUGUGUAACGGUGUGUGUGUGUGUGUGUGUAUAACGGUGUGUGUGUGUAACGGUGUGUGUGUGUGUGUUCCAGGCAGUCAAAGAGCGAUGUUCAAGCAGGCGAUGCGUCACUGGGAGAAACUGACCUGCGUGACCUUCAUGGAGAAGACUGAAGAGGAGAGUUACAUCGUUUUCACGUACCGACCCUGUGGCUGUUGCUCCUACGUGGGUCGUCGUGGUAACGGUCCUCAGGCGAUAUCGAUAGGGAAGAACUGUGAUAAGUUUGGCAUCGUGGUUCAUGAGUUGGGUCACGUAAUCGGGUUCUGGCAUGAACAUACCCGGCCCGACCGAGACGAUCACGUCACCAUCAUCAGAGACAACAUACAACCAGGUCAGGAGUAUAACUUCCUGAAGAUGGAACCAGGAGAGGUGAACUCACUGGGAGAGCCUUACGACUUCGACAGCAUCAUGCAUUACGCUAGGAACACCUUCUCACGAGGUAUGUUUCUAGACACCAUCCUCCCAUCUAGAGAUGAGAAUGGGAUCCGUCCUGCCAUUGGCCAGAGAACCAGACUCAGUAAAGGAGAUAUAACUCAGGCCAGGAAGCUCUACAGAUGCCCCGGUAGGUCUGUGUACUGUGUGUGAGUGAGUGUGUGUGUUUCUGUGUACUGUGUGUGAGUGAGUGUGUGUGAGUGAGUGGCUUACUGGCCUUUCUCAUCAGGGACUCUUCUUCUUCUGCUCUCUGAGGUGUCAGUCACAUAGCAGAAGAAAUGUGUUUCCUCCCUCCAGCCAGUCACAUAGCAGAAGAAAUGUGUUUCCUCCCUCCAGCCAGUCACAUAGCAGAAGAAAUGUGUUUCCUCCCUCCAGCCAGUCAGGUUCCACAGAGACGGUGAUGUGUUUCCUCCCUCCAGCCAGUCAGGUUCCACAGAGACGGUGAUGUCAUGUGUUCUUCCCUCUGAAUGUGUGUGUGAACUCAAAACAUGUUGGUUUUACUAUCCAAGUGGGGACCAAAACAUGUCUUCCCAUGUCUUCCCAUGUCUUCCCAUGUCUUCCCAUUCAAAGUUCUAUUUUCCCUAACCUAACCCUCUAACUAACCCUAACCCUUAACCCUUAACCCUUAACCCUUAA